Molecule: messenger RNA, 942 nt
Organism: Didymodactylos carnosus
Lineage: Eukaryota; Metazoa; Rotifera; Eurotatoria; Philodinida; Philodinidae
Source: the annotation of a GenBank genome assembly
AUGAAUAAAAUUGAUAACAGUGGUCCAUCUUCAUCUUUCUCGGAUGCUAGUUAUUGUUCAUUUGAAAACAAUGAACAUAAAAUAUCAUCAUUGAAUGAAACCACAACAACCUCAUCAUCAUUAAUACAAUCGAGAAAAAAUUCGAGUUGUAAUAUACCAAUAAAAAAACGCCGUCCAUUUAUUGUUGAUUCAUCGCAUACAUCAUCAAACGAUUUGGAUAAUAAAUUAUUAUAUGAUAAUUAUUCAAAUAAUGAGAAUGACUAUAACAGAUCACAGCCAUCAGCAACAAAAAAUCAUUAUAAUAGUAACAAUGACGAGUCUGUUCAUGACUCAUUACGAUUAAAAUUACCAUCCGUACCAACUCAUAUUGAACAAAUGAAUACACUUUUUCGUCAACAUUAUCCACUUGCUGCUGCUGCUGCUGCCGCAUUUCCAUUUUUACCAUUAUCAACCUCCGUUGAUUAUUUAUUAGCACAGCAAUUUCUUGAAGCCUAUCGGCUAUAUACUGAAAAUGCAUUAAAAGAUCGUCACACAAACUAUGAUGACAAUCUUAUCAGAACCGAUUAUACAAUUGAAGAACAUUUUCGUAAAAGUUUAGGUGAUAAUUAUGAAAAAUUUGCUAAUGGAUUUAUUACACCACCGACAUCAGUCUCGUCAGAACCACUGUCAAGCUAUUCAGAUUCAGAAUCAAAUAAUUCACCAGCAGAAUCGACAUCAGUUGAUUCAAUUGAAGAACAUUUUGCUCGUUCACUCGGAAAGUUCUGGCCAUUAUCUUCACAAAAUCAUUCAAAUGUGCGUACUCCUACGUCAUCAGCAUCGUCAUCAAAAGCCAAUAAUAAUCACGGUUAUUUAAGUGAAUCAUGUGUCGAUGAUCAUUUUGCAAAAGCCUUAGGCAUUGAUAGAUGGGAAAAAUUGAAAGAAAAUCAUUUGAAUAAUAUAUAG